AACCAUAGUUAAAUCAUCAAUCCUGAAACCCUGUCUUUUGAAUAUUAUUUUAAAAUAUAUGUAAUACUAUUAUUCCUAUUUAAUUAUCUAUUAGUUUUCAUUUAUCCUAUUAAUUAUUUUAUUCUGUCUUUGUUUUUUGUCGAUUAUUUUAUUUUAUUCUGUCUUAGCAAGCAUUCAUCGCCAGAUUCACAGAUAUCUUAUAAGACAUCUUCCCCAUCCUCCAAAAGUUUUAUUUUAAACAUAUUAAAUGAUCUCCAAAAGCUGAUUAGCUCUCUUUAUCUAGAGUUUCUUUUAUCUAUCUUCUCCCUUUCUGAAUAUCAUUUUCUGUUAGAGCAUAACCUAAACCCUUUGCUAACAAGAUUAUCUUGAAAAUAUUAAAAAGCCAUAGAUGCUUUUGAGUUUUAAGCAAUGGAUAUGACUCUUAAAUCUCCUGAACCCGAACCCGAAAAUCCAACCCGUAUUCAACCAGCCAAACCAAUCUCCUUCGGCAACGGAAUUACCAAACGCCACCACCACCACCACCACCCAAUCGCCGUCACCUACAAAGAAUGCCUCAAGAACCACGCGGCAGCGAUUGGCGGUCACGCACUCGACGGUUGCGGGGAGUUCAUGCCGUCUCCUUCUUCCACACCUUCCGAUCCAACUUCCCUCAAGUGCGCCGCCUGCGGUUGCCACCGUAACUUCCACCGCCGUGACCCUGAAGAUUCCUCUCUCACCUCAGCCGUGCCUCCACCGUCUCUUCCUCCAUCUUCCACACUCGAGUACCAGCCUCACCACCGUCACCACCCACCUCCACCGGCUCCUCAUCUCCGUCGCAGCCCUACUUCCUCUUCUCCGCCGCCUAUAUCCUCCUCUUACAUGCUACUCGCUCUCUCCGGCACCAAUAAACCCGGCGGAAACAGCUUACCGUUCUCAGAUCUCAACUUCGCCGCCAACAACCUCUCCACUCACCACCUUACCCCAGGCUCUCGCAAGCGGUUCAGGACGAAGUUCAGCCAAGCUCAGAAAGAGAAGAUGCACGAGUUCGCCGACCGUAUCGGGUGGAAGUUUCAGAAGCGCGACGAGGACGACGUGCGCGACUUCUGCCGUGAGGUUGGAGUCGAUAAAGGAGUACUCAAGGUGUGGAUGCACAAUAACAAAAACACCUUCAACAACCGCCGCGACCAGCCAGUCGCUGGCGGAACCACCGUACAUUGCGUUGACAACGACGUAGCAGUUAACAACGCCAAGGAUGAUGGCGUUCACGGUGGAAACGGUUUAGAGCACAACCUACACGGCGAUGGAGCUGACGGCGGAAACGCUAAUGGCUCGUCUUCUUCUUCGGGAAAGAGCAAUAAUGAAGCUUAAGCUUUGUUUAGCUUAGAUCAUAGAGAGUAAGCACUGCUAUUAUCGUCUUAAUACAAUUUAUUAUAUCGAUAAAACUCUUUUAGCUCUUUUUUGCUUUUGUUUUUACUACUCAUUAUUUUGUUUUCCGAUUUUAAUUUGAUCCUCAUUACCACGAAGUUGUCUCAGUGAGUUAAUAAUAUAACACGUUGAGUA
This is a messenger RNA of Brassica napus (rape), 1539 nucleotides long. RefSeq names its product zinc-finger homeodomain protein 9-like. Gene Ontology annotation, cellular component: nucleus. Gene Ontology annotation, molecular function: DNA-binding transcription factor activity; transcription cis-regulatory region binding. The transcript has a single exon. Lineage: Eukaryota; Viridiplantae; Streptophyta; Magnoliopsida; Brassicales; Brassicaceae. Gene Ontology annotation, biological process: regulation of DNA-templated transcription; regulation of developmental process. The coding region runs from base 409 to 1347 and encodes 312 amino acids. The record is from RefSeq and is a predicted model, not a curated record.